GCCUGGCCGCGGCCGCGGACUUGGCCGCGCCUGUCCGCCGUCGGGGGGGAUUCACUGGAGGAAAGGGACCUUGCGUGAACUGUCGAACGCGAGAAUGGUGAGCGGAGAGGAAGGCRUCGACAGUGGUAAAGAUGGGGGUCACGGGGUUGCGCGAGGCAAGGGKGAGGCGGCCGGCGACGUGGGAGGCGGUGUUGCUGCCAGGGAGGAGCGUGGCCAGCCRACGACCCCUGGCAUGCRCGGCGCCGUGCCGUCGAAGGACGUGCAKGCGGCCSAGGACRUCGGUAAACACCCGCCAAUGCGGGCGCCUUCUAACCCAGCGAUGCCCACGGCGGGACAGGCGAGAAGGGAUGAAGGGGCGGGGGUGAAUGCGGCAGUYAGGGGACAGCUUGCGACGCGCAUUCCCGCAAAGGAAACCGCAGCGGUGGGAGCCGUCGUUGGURCAUCGAGGACAGGCGCGGGGGGGGGCGGUGGCGACGGUCGUGAUGAUGCUGAUGACGACAAUCCCCUCAUUAACAGGCAGAGGCGAUCCGGAAACAUGGCGGCUCUGGAGGCGAAAGCGAAACUGUGGGUGGACGAUCUGCGUUUCURGAACGAGACGGAGGGGCAUGGGAUGUUCAAGAUCAUCCAAGAGACGCGCCUGCACCUCAUCGUGAUUGCGAAGGGUGUGAAACCGCCGGAGAUMAGAAAAAGGGUUAUCCUCUCGAGCGCCACGAUCCCUCAGCAGAAGCUGGAAGACGUGUCGGAGUUGGGGGCCGCGAAGGAGAGGGCUUCGAGGGUGCAKACCAUAGCRUUGCGCAUCAUCCAUGGGUGGAUCUUCAAGUCCCCCAAUCGCGCGCGCGGGUACCACUGCUCCUACGGCUAUGUGCUGAACCACGUCGCCACAGACCUCGCCUACGCUAUCUGGUUUGGAGAGGACUGGCGGGCGCUGUGGACGACAACCGGAGGUGACCGCGCACAGCCACCCGCCGGUGCUGCUGAUGACGACGAUGAUGACUUUGAUGAUGAUGAUGAUGAUAACGGUGACGAUGAUGAUGACGGUGAUGACAACGAUGAUGAUGAAGGCGAUGUUCAUGAUGAUGUUGACGAUCGUGAUGCUGACGAUCGUGAUGAUGACGGUGACGAUGAUGAUGGUGAUGAUGAAGAUGAUGAUGAUGAUGAAGAUGAUGAUGAUGAUGAAGAUGAUGAUGGUGAUGAUGAAGAUGAUGAUGAUGAUGAUGAUGAUGAUGAUGAUGAUGAUGAUGAUGAUGAAGAUGAUGAUGGUGAUGAUGAUGAUGAUGAUGGUGACGAUGUUCAUGAUGAAGAUGAUGAUGAUGAUGACGAUGAUGAUGACUAAGGUGGUGAUGGUGAUGACGACCAUGGUGGCGACGACGACGAUGUCGUCGAUGGUGAUGGGGACAGGAGUUGGCAUGGCGUGUGAAUAGCGGUUGCGCGAGUUUCGUAAACUAUCUUCUACCUCCUUUGCGUCGAGUCGUUUCCUGUUUUCAAAGCGGUUGCCGAGUACAGGUUCAGAGAUACGAUGGCCACGUGGCAAUGGCCGACGGCAGGCUUCUGUGGGUAUCCGAGCCGUGCGAUUUUGAAUGCCCCCCUCCGUGCCGCUGUAGGAUUGGUAACUGCUGGGGUGCAACGGGAUGGUACCCUUGUGUACCCGUACCCUAGGCUGCGGCCAUUGCACGCAGCAUAGCAUUGGGCUGCUACGUCGCUCCUUCGGUGGCUUAUACAUAUCACCCAUGUACCAGGCGGUGUCUUGACGUUUUCUUGAUUGGCCUGCUGGUCGCGUUUGGGAACGAAGA
Chara braunii is the source of this 1790-nucleotide messenger RNA. NCBI's taxonomy places the organism in Eukaryota, Viridiplantae, Streptophyta, Charophyceae, Charales, Characeae. The record is from the annotation of a GenBank genome assembly.